AUGAUGAUGGGUGAAAAGUAUGACGGUCGUCGUGCUGACGUGUGGUCCUGUGGGGUAAUAUUGUACGCUCUGCUGGUUGGUGCUUUACCCUUUGAUGACGAUAAUUUACGUCAAUUACUCGAAAAGGUAAAACGAGGUAUUUUCCACGUACCGCACUUUGUUCCGCCAGACUGUCAACAGCUAUUGAGAGGGAUGAUAGAAGUGAACCCCGAGAAAAGAAUGACGUUGGCAGAAAUCACGCGACAUCCUUGGGUGACGGCCGGCGGCCGAGGCGAGUUAGAGCAGGAGUUACCGAUGAUGGAAGUCGUCCAGACCAGGGUGCUACCUUCGGCUGAAGCCAUCGACCCUGACGUACUCCAGGCGAUCUGCAGCUUAGGAUGCUUUAAACAGAGAGACAAGUUAAUACAGGAGCUUUUGAGUGCACACCACAACACGGAGAAGGUGAUAUACUUCCUGCUGCUGGAGCGCAAGCGGCGGCGGCCGGCGCGCGACGACGAGCCGCGCCCCGCCGCCCCCGCCGCGCCCCCCGCCACGCCCGCCGCGCUCGACCCGCCGCGCAAGAGGCUCGACACGUGCCGGGUAAACGGUCAGUCAGCUCACUUUGGACAGAUUAGUGAAGGAUCGCCAAUCACUCCAAGAAGAUCACAAUACAGGAUUGGUCGCAGCAGGUCUGCGUCGGGCCGCCGGGCGGAGGGCCGGAGUUCCCCGCAGUUGCCAGCGAGCCCUCCAGCUGGUCAUACUCCUCACCGGGUCUCGUCCUUGGGAGGCACUCCAGCAACGCCGGGAUCACCUUUAGCAUCUCCAUCUGUACGAGAACAUCAUCACCAGCGAGCCAACUCAACAGGACCCACAAUUAGUCUUAAUAUUAGUGGUGAGCCGGGUGAAGCGGUGAUAAUAAUAAAUGAAUCACCAGUGUUGGGGUCUUCAGUAGCAGUUCGUCCUCACAGCCCCUCGCAGACGCAUAGAGUAAGGGAACGAUCUUCACUGCCAGGACCGCCGAGCACCACGCAAUCGCCACAACCUUCGCUAUUCCCCAACCUAGGAACUAUUACAAGUGUAGCUCCAGGGUCUGGUGGAGGUGCGGCAGCCCCAUGGCGCGUAAGACUCGCCACCAUCAAGAACUCGUUCUUGGGUUCACCGCGGUUCCACAGGAGGAAAAUGCAGACGUCGUCGGAAGAAGUCCACUUAACGCCAGAAUCGUCUCCAGAACUCACAAAGCGUUCGUGGUUCGGAUCCCUUCUCCUGUCGGCGGACAAGGAGGAGACCUUCACGGCGCUGGUGAAGGGCAAACCGCUGGCGACGGUCAAGGCUGACCUUAUACAUGCUUUCUUAAGUAUAGCAGAGCUAUCGCAUAGCGUUCUAUCGCCGAUGUCGUUUCGUGUGGAGUACAAGCGAGGGUCCAACGCUCCUGUCAUGUUUCAGCGGCACGUCAGGUUUCAGGUUGAUAUUUCAACUAUAACCAAGGCGCCCGGUGAAAAUGGCAAGGAAUACUUAUACGCAAUCACAUUUACGUUAUUGUCUGGCAACAUCCGUCGGUUCCGGCGCGUGUGCGAGGUGGUGCAGGCGGCGGUGUGCCGCGCGCCGGGCGCCGGCCGCGCGGGCCCCCCUCCACCCGCCCUCGCCCCGCGCCGCGCGCAGGAACAUACACCCGCACGUCCAGAAACCCCUCAUCACCAAUCAGAUCUCGACAGUGACUCUUCAGUUUUCGACACCAUCAAGUCUCCCACCAGCCACACGUCUAUAGAUCAAUUAGACCAGAACGGCACACAUCCUCUCGGCUCCAGUUCUUCGGUGACCAGUGGCUCCAGCGGAUACAAAGUACCCACACAAAGCGUUCGUCCUCUGAGUGCCGAGACACCACCUCCUCUCCGCGCAGAGGACUGGACUCCCGCGACUCCUCCCUCAAAGAUGAGCUCCGUCGCAACAACUCCCUCCGCGACAAUCGCCGGGACCUAUUGCGGGAAAGGGAUACUGCCCUACCUGCGACGACUAUCGCGUGAGGUCUACGGUAGCGUGGUGGGCUCGUGCUGUGGUGGGGGGUAUAUGGUGAUGGAGUAG
Arctia plantaginis is the source of this 2058-nucleotide messenger RNA. Lineage: Eukaryota; Metazoa; Arthropoda; Insecta; Lepidoptera; Erebidae. The record is from the annotation of a GenBank genome assembly.